GUGUUUUGCAGAAAUUAUUGAGUUAUUUGUGGAGCAAUGGAAAAAAAUGCAUGCCCCGCAAAAACGGAUGGGCCUUCAGUUACUCAAGGUUGUCCAAAGUUGGCAGAACUGCAACAAAAAAAUAACUCGGCAAAUGAAUAAGGUAUCCUCUGAAGAAGGGUUUCGGCCCGAAACGUUGCCUAUUUCCUUCGCUCCAUAGAUGCUGCUGCACCCGCUGAGUUUCUCCAGCUUUUUUGUGUAACCUUCGAUUCUCCAGCAUCUGCAGUUCCUUCUUAAACACGAGCAGCAUUUACAUGGAUUAUAAUGCAACCACACCUAUGGAGAGUGAGGUAAUGCAGACUAUUACUGAGGCCAUGCAGGAGGCCUGGGGAAAUCCAAGCAGUUCUUAUGCACCAGGUAGGAAUGCCAAAGUGUUGAUAGAUUGGGCAAGGGAGACCAUAGCUCAGAUGGUUGGAGGUCACCCAGAAGACAUAAUUUUUACCUCUGGUGGAACUGAGGCUAAUAAUCUAGUAAUUCAUACGGUGGUCAAGUAUUUCUGGAACCAUCAGCGUCAUUUGGCACCGAAGGAUGGGAGAGUCGACCUUGGAGGGAUUGUUCAAGUAUUGCCUCACAUUAUUACAUCAAACGUCGAACAUGACUCGGUGCACCUGGUGGUAGAAAAUCUGGUCAAGGAGGGAAAAGCAAAAGCUACAUUUUUGCCUGUUUCCAAAGUAACUGGAUGCAUUCAAGUUGAUGAUGUGAUAGCUGCUAUUGGGCCAAGCACCUGCCUUAUUUCUAUUAUGCUCGCUAAUAAUGAAACAGGAGUUCUCAUGCCGAUUGCAGAGAUGUGUCGGCGAGUGAAGAUUGUAAAUCACCAGAGAGGCAAGCAAACGCCCAAGAUUCUGCUACAUACAGACGCCGCCCAGGCACUUGGCAAACUGCAAGUUGACGUGCAGGAUCUUGGUGUGGAUUACCUUACCGUCGUGGGACACAAGUUUUAUGGUCCACGUAUUGGAGCACUUUAUGUUCGGGGGCCAAGCACAAGCUCACCAGUGUAUGCCAUGUUCAUUGGUGGAGGCCAAGAAAGGAAGUUCAGACCAGGCACAGAGAACACUCCAAUGAUUGCAGGACUCGGGAAGGCUGCCGAGCUGGUUGUUAAGAAGCUGGAGAUAUAUGCCAGUCAUAUGAAAGAAGUGAGGGAUUACUUGGAAGUAUGCCUGUUGACUGUCUUUGGAAAGGAAAAACUUCAUUUCAACAGCCACUUUCAAGGCUCAGACUGUUUGCCGAAUACCUGCAAUGUGUCCAUUCUUGGGCCUAACUUACAAGGUCGGAAUGUACUGCUGCACUGCCAAAGGCUACUAGCAAGCGUAGGAGCAGCUUGCCAUUCUGAAAAUGUCAAUAGGCCUUCACAUGUGCUACUGAACAGCGGCAUUCCAUAUGAGGUGGCAGAAAAUGCCAUUCGGUUAAGUGUGGGACGGGCAACAUCAAAAGAGGAUGUUGAUACCAUCGUAGAAGAGCUGAAGCUAGCAGUCAAAGAAAUCAAAUUGUGUGCUGCUCAGACUUGAGUAGCACCCAGAGAAGAACUGAUUACUGCCUCAGAAAGGUAGAACUCCACAGAGGAACCAUGUGGCCUUUCCCACCCAGAGGGAGUGACUUUAAUAUUCCAACAAAUUGUGCCAGUUCUUCUUUUGUGAUUAAAUCAAAAACAAUCACA
This is a messenger RNA of Leucoraja erinaceus (little skate), 1693 nucleotides long. It is a transcript of the gene scly, whose product is annotated as selenocysteine lyase. The record is from RefSeq and is a predicted model, not a curated record. The coding region runs from base 294 to 1544 and encodes 416 amino acids. NCBI's taxonomy places the organism in Eukaryota, Metazoa, Chordata, Chondrichthyes, Rajiformes, Rajidae. The transcript has 13 exons.